Oikopleura dioica is the source of this 426-nucleotide messenger RNA. The record is from the annotation of a GenBank genome assembly. Lineage: Eukaryota; Metazoa; Chordata; Appendicularia; Copelata; Oikopleuridae.
AUGAAAUUCCAGCGAAACAAAGGAACUCGACGAUCCAUCGGCGUCUCCAAUCCCGCAAAAUUCGUCCGAAAAGAAGUUGAUCGACGCAUUUCCCGACUCUCCAUGCUCGCCAUUCCCGAAGACCUCUCCGUCCAUCCGCCAAAACCAUCCGCGACUCCAAAGGUCUCCAAAACCAAGCAGCUUCGAAAAUCCGCCUCAGCCAACUUUCUCAAGAAGAAAUUUCAACUCAAGAAGAUCAAGUCAAAGAUCCAGAACAAGUUCGCCAAAGUCGAAGUCGAAGAAAUCUUCUGCCCAGCGGUUUGCCCUAACGACAAGUUUGAAUGGACACGAAUUCGGUCAAGCUCAGAAUUGAACGAUUUUGCCGAUGAAGAUUUCGUUGCUUGGGAAGAGGAUGUUUCAAAGGUUAAGUUUUUCGGCUUUCUGUAA